Seminavis robusta is the source of this 1481-nucleotide messenger RNA. NCBI's taxonomy places the organism in Eukaryota, Bacillariophyta, Bacillariophyceae, Naviculales, Naviculaceae. The record is from the annotation of a GenBank genome assembly.
UGGAGUCGAUUGUGAGAUGAAGAUCGGCACAUUUCUCUGUAUCCCAAAGGGUCCCAAAAAAGAAACUGAUGAUGCGUUUCAGAUGUCCUUGCUGUGGCAUGAAAAAGCAAACACCCUCAAUGCAGCUUCAAAGUUGUUUGGACAGAUGCUCAAUGCCACACAAGACUUUCCCAAUGGAUCUCAUCAAAUGAACAAGCAGAUUAUGAAUAUUUCGGCUCCAAUUGCUGCCGAGUGGGAGAUGAAGUAUUCCGAAGCUACGAUAAUCGGUAUCACAUGACGGCUCGGUCACCAAGCGUUUACCUCACCUGCCAAGAUAUUGUUGGCAAGUGCAGAACAGUUGUUGAGCUCCCCGUAAGGGGCAGCGAGCCAGGAGGAGAAGAUGAUGACUUUUGGCACAAAGGCAAGGCGCAAACCUUGCUGAUUAUUGCAGUCCCAUUCCGCACUGGAGGUCAUCAAGCAAAGCAACCUGCCGCAUUUGUUCCCAUCAUCCAGCAACUCCAAGAGCUGCACAAGAAAGGUUUUGUUCAUGGUGACAUUCGUGCUUGCAACAUUGUAUUUGGUGAAGAUCCGAAGGAAGGCUGGUUGAUAGAUUUUGAUUUUGAUUUUGGAGGAGAAGCAGGGGUUGUCAAAUACCCAAAUGGAUACAAACAAACACUCGAUGACGGUAGACGAAUUGGCGAAGAAGGAAAUGAAAUUAAAAAAGUUGACGAUUGGUACGGCUUGGGACAGCUCAUCUUUGAUCUGCACCGUUUUGACAGGAGUAACAUGACAGCACCAGAUCUGACACUAUGGGAGCUUGAGGGCUUUUGGACAACAACACCAGAUGGCUGGGAGGAAGGACUACCCUUUGAAGACCAAGUUGUCAAGUUGCUUAAAUAUGUUGGGUCGUAUCGACACAACGGCUACAAACUGCACCCUAUUUUCAAAGCAUUUCUGGAAAAUUGAGCAACCAAAUGAUGCCACUGCACCAGGUGCCACAAACAGUCCAUUGAAGGGCUGAUGGUGAAGGAUCGUUUCUUGCAUUUUGGCAAUGUUCGAGUCAGGAUCAUUCGUAGGAUAUUACCGCUGGGUUGGGCUUCCCUGUAUAACUUAUACUCCAGUCUGAGAGUCGCCAUGGUGUCCAAAGAAUCCAUCAGAACUAGGUCAAACAGCAAGUAACUCAGCCGCUGCUUCCAUAGUUGCCCUCUUUCUUGUCUCGCUUUCCUUGGUUGGCUGGCUAGCGAGCAGAUCGUUGACUCCAGCAAGAGUCUCUACAUACUCAAGAGUUACCAUUUGCACCACAGUGUGCACACAGCAACAGACUGCUCUGUUGGAACGUCUUGUCACGGAAUGAACUUGCCUGUGGCUUGCCGAGGAGCCGCAUGGGUGGGGGAUGAAUCGAUUCUGUAGCUUCUUUGUGAGACCUGUGAGUUUCUAUUGUGCCUGCCUGUCGUGAACUUGUUCCAUCCGUCUCGAUGACUCUUUCACCAAAUCAAGGGCGA